GAAGGGGAAGUGUUAUGUGUGAGAAACUCAGCAUGCUGAAUCUACAGAACACCUCCAGCUGGACUGGGCCAAACAACUGGUACCAUCAACCAACACAGCACGGUACAGAUAGGAAACAGAGGUUGUAUGGCUGUGUGGUGGAUGACGUGAGCGUGCGGAUGGUGGGAGGAGGAGAAGGAGUGCAAAGAGAGAGGGAUGAGGUAGAGGACGCCCAGCAUCACCUCCAGCUGAAGAGAAAGCUCCAGAGGAAUCGCACCAGUUUCACCCAGGAGCAGAUUGACGCGCUGGAGAAAGAGUUUGAACGGACACAUUACCCAGAUGUCUUUGCCAGAGAGAGAUUGGCAGCUAAAAUCGACCUUCCAGAGGCUCGCAUUCAGGUGUGGUUUUCCAAUCGGCGAGCUAAAUGGAGGAGGGAGGAGAAGUUGCGCAAUCAGAAGAGGUCAGGGGGCGGGACUUCCUGUUCUCAGGCACAUGCCCCCCUCAGCACCUCCUUCAACACAGGUGUCUAUCACUCUCACCAUGGUAACAGCUCAUCCUCGAUGCACAGUCGCAGUGACAACUCUCUCUCAAGCUACGGCUCUCUCUCAGUCUUCUCCAAUAUGCAGUCGUUGCCCCCCCAGUCCACUCCCUCUUACCCCUGCAUGCUCCCUCCCUCCCCCUCUCCUCCCCCUCUGCCCCGGAAGUUUGACUCCCUCUCUUACCCCUCUCCUCACCUACCUCCCUCUCACUCUGCCAGCUCCAACACAGGAUAUCUCUCUCCUGGUGUGUCGGGUAGUGAGCAGGACUUAGGUCAGUACUGGACCAGACUCCAGUGA
Salvelinus namaycush (lake trout) is the source of this 815-nucleotide messenger RNA. It is a transcript of the gene pax10, whose product is annotated as paired box 10. Bases 15 to 815 code for a protein of 266 amino acids. The transcript has 7 exons. NCBI's taxonomy places the organism in Eukaryota, Metazoa, Chordata, Actinopteri, Salmoniformes, Salmonidae. Gene Ontology annotation, molecular function: DNA-binding transcription factor activity, RNA polymerase II-specific; RNA polymerase II cis-regulatory region sequence-specific DNA binding. The record is from RefSeq and is a predicted model, not a curated record. Gene Ontology annotation, biological process: regulation of transcription by RNA polymerase II; anatomical structure development.